Messenger RNA from Sungouiella intermedia, 714 nucleotides. NCBI's taxonomy places the organism in Eukaryota, Fungi, Ascomycota, Pichiomycetes, Serinales, Metschnikowiaceae. The record is from the annotation of a GenBank genome assembly.
AUGCUUGCUCUUCUGUUUGCUAUCAAGUAUUGGAAUCUUGUGUCAGUCACGAUUGCUGCUUUCCUCUUAUCGUUCUUGCUUGUUGGAUGUUUCUCGUCAGAGCUGACAUAUUCGCUGGUUUAUCUUUUAAGGUUGCUGUUCAAUGACUCAGCUGAUUUGGUCUCGCUAAACCUGUCUUUGCCAGACAUAACUUUGAGAGCAGGAUAUUUGGCCAUGUGCGUAAGUGUCGACUCUGCCAUGGAAUGUGUGGCUGCACAUAAUCUGAGCGUUCUUUAUGCUUCCUCUAGUAUUAAGCUUGAAGAAGGAACCAUGAGUCUUACUGAUGUUUCUAGAGGGCUUUCCGAGACAUGCAACCCCCGCCUUCUAGUUUGUUGUAUCAUCUUAAGUCUCUUGUUGAUAGUGCUUAUACUUUGGCUAGCUAUUCCUCUUGUGCCAGGAAAAAUGUUUAUUCGCCGAGUGACGCUUGCACUUGGGGUGUUGACGGUUCUUUUGUGGGGGUUAGGAGCAAUGCUUCAACACCAAACGGUUCUGACCGCGGUGAAGCUCGUGGAAAUGAGCUCAUUGGGGCUAAUCAAGUUGAAUCGUGGGGGUCGAGCAGAGGCCAUGACGUGGACAGCAUUUCUGUUUUUGUUCGUGGCUACAAUUGGCGUUGGAUUCGAAAACUGGAAGGAAGUACAGCCGCAGGUCAAAGAACAGAAAAGAUACGGAAGUUGA